Messenger RNA from Ostrinia nubilalis (European corn borer), 832 nucleotides. Its product is annotated as transmembrane protein 138. NCBI's taxonomy places the organism in Eukaryota, Metazoa, Arthropoda, Insecta, Lepidoptera, Crambidae. Gene Ontology annotation, cellular component: cilium. The record is from RefSeq and is a predicted model, not a curated record. The transcript has 4 exons. The coding region runs from base 111 to 590 and encodes 159 amino acids.
ACAGCCGAUAUCGCCGGGCCCGGCAGCGUCUUAAACGCGCGCCUGUUUGCAAUUAGCAUUUGCAGUAGAAGAGAGUGCACAAAAAUCGUAAGCAAUAUUCGUGCUCCAAAAUGAAGCUUUCUACGUCAAGAUACAGUUUUUGCUUAAUGUUUCAAAUUGUGGCCAUCGUAUUCGAUUUGUUUUUCAACUGUAUAAGUUUGUUCCCGAGAUCUCGCGACGGACUUCUUGUAAUAUUCAUAUUUCAAGAUUUAUUUCUGGUACUCUCCAUCACUACCAUGUUGAUAACGCUGUUCUCAACAUACCUAUUCCAGGCCGGUCUGGUGGAGGUGCUGAUCCGCAAGUUCCGCGCGGCGGGCUCGGUGUGCCUGGCGUACAUGGUGGCGUCGGUGGUGCUGCACACGGCCUGGCUGCUCGACAAGUGGACAGAGAAGGAGUCCAUCUCCUCGCCGCUGCUCAUCGCCUUGUUCACUAUCCAGCGCGUGUUGUCGCCGUGGUACUACUUCGUGGCCAAACGCGCGGCGCUGCGCGUGGCGGACCCACGCAUGUGCGAGGACGUGGACUGGAUCAACGGCCAGCUGGCGACGCGCUGAGGCAUGCGCGCGCACGGUUAGACUAUCCUGGAGCUUACUAAUUACUCUUUACUUGAACCCUAAACGUAACCGAGCUAUACUAAAUAGCUCUUAUUUUGUGAGCAUCUUUACACGACUGUCGUUUUGUAACUAUUUUAUGAGACUGUAUGUGCCCGCUAGCUAAAAAAACGCCCUUAGAUAACGAUUUGGCCGAUGUAACAUUAGUUUACUCUUGUUAGUUUUUACGCUGCGGCGCCGCUAAG